Molecule: messenger RNA, 405 nt
Organism: Ornithodoros turicata
Lineage: Eukaryota; Metazoa; Arthropoda; Arachnida; Ixodida; Argasidae
Exons: 1
Coding region: 1-405 (134 amino acids)
Source: RefSeq, a predicted model, not a curated record
AUGAAUUCGCUCUUUGUUGGAAGUGUAAGCGCCGAGGAACCGUCUCUGACCGAGACCCUAGAGAAGUAUCAAGAUUUGUUUCGUCCAGAUUUGGGAAGGUGUACGAAAAGUUUGGUUCACCUGCACUUCAAGGAAGCGCCAGAGCCGAUUUUUUUCAAGCCUCGCCCCAUUCCGUUUGCUACAAGGCAAGCCGUUGAGAAGGAUCUGCAGAGGCAAGUGGACAAUGGAGUACUGCAACCAGUUGAGGUCUCGGAAUGGGCGACGCUUAUCGUUGUGGUGCCGAAACCACAUGGAGCCGUAAGGGUAUCUGGCGACUUCAGCGUUACUGUCAACCCGCAACUGGCGAUUUCGCAGUAUCCACUGCCACGACCGGAAGAGCUACUGGCAGUCCUCAACGGUGGCUAG